AUGCGUUUCCUUGUCCUCGGAGCCAGCGGCCGUACAGGCCAACUCGUAGUAGACGAUGCUCUCAAGCGUGGCCACCAGGUCACAGCUCUCGUCAGGACAGCAUCGUCCAUGAAACCUCGAGACGACUUGACGAUUGUCGAAGGAACACCAAUGCAGCAGGACGACAUCGCAAAAGCGUUAAACUCGACACCAUCUCAGGACCCGAUAUCCGCGGUUGUGGUCACACUCAACGCACCGCGUGCAUCCGACAGCCCGUUCGCGAAGCCCCUGGCGCCUCCAAACUUCAUCAGAGAUUGCGUGCGAAACAUCUCAGCUGUGAUGGCAAAGCAGAACGUGAAGAGGCUGGUCAUGAUGUCUGCAUUUGGGAUCGGCUCGUCCGAGACACAGUUGCCGUUGGUCACCAAACUUCUCUUCCGCCAUUCGAACAUGUCGUACCAGAUGAACGACCACCACGCCACCGAUGCAGAAAUACGGAGCAACGAUACCCUCUCCUGGACACUCGUGCGGCCGGUGAUGCUGAAGGAGGGUGAUGCAGCGCCUGUCAAAGAGUUCGGAGAGUUUGGGAAAGGCGCUGGUCUCCUCAGUGGCAUUACUCGAGCAAGCGUAGCGGAGUUUAUGCUGCUCUACACUGCAAUCUCGCUGAUCAUGGACCGUCCGAACAACUCUGAAUCUGCUGGCUUCGUUGAAAUCUCGUCUCAACCCACGAAGCGUCGACAGAUCCUCACGCCUGACUCGGAUCAGCCACAGGACAAACGGCAGAAACCCGGUGGACUCACACUCAACAGCAACGCGACGCACGCCUUGAAGCACCUCUUGCGAGACGAUCCGAACUCUGAACUUCGCGCUGGAGAUGCGAGGCGAGUGGUGGGCGCAGUGUUGAACGAAAGUAGCGUCACCAAGGAGGACGCCUUCGCCGCCUUGAUUGCGCAUCCACUUCUCAAAGGAUGCGACGACACAGACCAUGUGAUGCGGGUCCGGCGCGAGCUCGCAAGCUGCUACGCUGGCUCUGUGAUCCGGACGCUGUGGGGCCAGAUAUCACCGUUGUUCGAUACUUCGUCACGCAACCUGACUAUCGCUGCCGGAACGACCACCGAUCACAAGCUCGAGCUCUUCAUAUCGCCUAUCGCGAUGCCCACGCCUCAGACGAACGAUGGCUUGCAGGUCGAGACCGCGCCGGAGAAGACGAAAGCGGCAAUGAAGACGCCCAAGGUCGCCGAGAACACCAAGAAGGAUACAAGGUCGAGUGUCGCUGCCUCAAGCAGCAGCCAGGGCCAAGCCAAAGCCAACAACUCUCGACGCCGGAAGGAUGGGCGAACUCCCAGGUCAACGGCGGUUGUCGGAUCCAUCGAGCCAGCGGGGGCGGAGAAAAUCAAGACGGAAAGCGUCAGCGACAGUGACAGCCUUAGCGAUGGAGACUAUCAGGACUGA
Molecule: messenger RNA, 1428 nt
Organism: Saxophila tyrrhenica
Lineage: Eukaryota; Fungi; Ascomycota; Dothideomycetes; Mycosphaerellales; Extremaceae
Exons: 2
Coding region: 1-1428 (475 amino acids)
Source: RefSeq, a predicted model, not a curated record